Molecule: messenger RNA, 1425 nt
Organism: Nannizzia gypsea CBS 118893
Lineage: Eukaryota; Fungi; Ascomycota; Eurotiomycetes; Onygenales; Arthrodermataceae
Product: DUF895 domain membrane protein
Exons: 3
Coding region: 1-1425 (474 amino acids)
Biological process (GO): transmembrane transport
Molecular function (GO): transmembrane transporter activity
Source: RefSeq, a predicted model, not a curated record
AUGACAAACUCCGUGUCUGCAGAACCCCAGGCAGGACAGAUGGAAAGCGGAGGAUCCGAAAGCCCCAAGUCAUCUAAAUGGAUGGAUAUCUAUAGCCAUGCAUGGUUCCAAGUGAUAUUGAUCAGUUUUAUCUGUUUCUGCUGCCCUGGUAUGUACAAUGCUCUCACGGGCCUCGGGGGUUCUGGCCAGGUGGACGCAACCGUUGCUGCCAAUGCAAAUGUUGCACUGCUCUCUGCUACAGCAGCUACGGCCCUGUUCUUUGUCGGACCAAUAUUCUCGGUUAUUGGUCCACGAGCCUGUUGGUUAGUGGGUGGGUGGACAUACGCCUUAUACAGCGCGAGUUUGUUGAACUUCAACAUAAGACACAACGGCGCAUUCGUGAUAGCUGCUGGAGCGAUUCUUGGUGUUGGUGCCUCGUUUCUAUGGGUUACUCAGGGAGCAAUAAUGACAACAUACGUACCCGAGUCGCAAAAGGGGCGUGCUAUCGCCGUCUUCUGGAUUAUUUUCAAUCUGGGUGGCAUGAUCGGCUCCCUGGCUAGUUUUGGGCUAAAUUUCAACUCCAAAGAAGGCUCAGUGUCGAACAGCACGUACAUUGCAACUAUGGUUAUCAUGGUAUUCGGAUGGGUUAUUGGCGUCUUUAUCUGCCCCCCAUCGCGCAUCAAGUUGUUGCAACUACAUGAUGCGGAGACCAACGUUGCGCACCAAUCGAUUGGAAAAAGGCUGUCUACUAUGCUCCAGGCACUCCUACAGGUUCGCGUACUAUGCGUUCUUCCGCUCUUCUUCUGUGCAAACGUGUUUUACUCCUACCAGCAAAACAAUGUCAACGGUACAACAUUCAACAUCCGUACCCGAUCACUUAAUUCAGCCAUAUAUUGGAUGGCACAGAUGUUCGGCGGGUUAUUCAUGGGCUACCUUCUUGACCUUGCGUACUUCAAUCGCCGGCAACGUGCAUGGCUCGGUUGGGCUACACUUAUGGUAACUGGUAUGGUUAUCUGGGGCGGUGGCCUCGCAUUCCAGCGCUGGGAGGAUGAUAGACUUGCACACGGCUUGAAACAGGACAUUGAUUACGCCAAAGAUGCUAAGAUUGCUACUGGCCCGAUCUGGUUGUACUUUUUCUACGGGGCAUACGAUGCCUUGUGGCAGGGGUACUGCUACUGGUUGAUUGGUACCAUGUCUAACUCUGCGGCUGUGGCAGCUGUGUUGGUAGGUGCGUAUAAAACGUUCCAAGCUGCAGGAGGAGCAAUGGCCUGGAGAGUCAAUGCGCUCGGUGCGGCUCCGUUGACGCAGUUUGCGAUGGAUUGGGGUCUCUGUAUCGGUGCAUUGGUGCUAGCUAUCCCUACUGUUUGGAUGGUGACGUUGACCAGCGUUGAUGAGGAUGGUUCAACUGCGGAAGAGAAGAAGAUUGAUGACAGUGACGAUAAGUAG